This is a messenger RNA of Heterocephalus glaber (naked mole-rat), 902 nucleotides long. It is a transcript of the gene Cd63, whose product is annotated as CD63 molecule. Gene Ontology annotation, biological process: regulation of vascular endothelial growth factor signaling pathway. Lineage: Eukaryota; Metazoa; Chordata; Mammalia; Rodentia; Bathyergidae. The record is from RefSeq and is a predicted model, not a curated record. Gene Ontology annotation, cellular component: plasma membrane.
GGGCGGGGCGCGAGCUGGGCGCGCCGCCAGAGAGCCUCGGAGCCGCGGCGGGAGAGGAUCGCACAGCCUCUGGGAGUCCGGCCCAGGCCCAGCAGCCAUGGCGGUGGAAGGAGGAAUGAGAUGUGUCAAGUUCUUACUCUACAUCCUGCUGCUGGCGUUUUGCGCCUGUGCAGUGGGCUUGAUCGCUGUGGGGAUAGUGGUCAAGCCUAUCCUGAGUGGGACCAUGAGCCAUGGGGCUACUGGCAGCCUGCUGCCUGUGAUCAUCAUUGCAGUGGGGGUCUUCCUCUUCCUGGUGGCCUUUGUGGGCUGCUGUGGGGCUUGCAAGGAGAACUACUGUCUCAUGAUCACCUUUGCCAUUUUCCUGUCUCUUAUCAUGCUAGUGGAGGUGGCCCUAGCCAUCGCUGGCUAUGUUUUUAGAGACAAGGUGAGAGCAGAAUUUAAUAAGGACUUCCGACAACAGAUGCAGAAUUACCUAAAAAACAAUGAUACAGCUGCAUUUCUGGACAAGUUGCAGACAAAAUUUGAGUGCUGUGGGGCUGCUAACUUCACAGAUUGGGAGAACAUUCCUGGCAUGGACAGGGGCCGAGUUCCUGACUCCUGUUGUGUCAACACCACCAAGGACUGUGGCAGGGACAUCAAGAAGCAUCCUGUCCACACUGAGGGCUGCGUGGAGAAGAUUGGGAAUUGGCUGAGAAAAAAUGUGCUGUUGGUGGCUGCAGCAGCCCUGGGCAUUGCUUUUGUUGAGGUCCUGGGAAUUGUCUUUGCCUGCUGCCUUGUGAAGAGUAUCCGAAGUGGCUAUGAAGUGAUGUAGGGGGUCUGGUCUUAUUAGCCCCUCAACUUGGGGAGUAGAGUAGUAUCCCCUGGGUUUUUCAAUUAAACGGAUUAUUUUUUCAGACCAAAAA